Molecule: messenger RNA, 1526 nt
Organism: Coregonus clupeaformis (lake whitefish)
Lineage: Eukaryota; Metazoa; Chordata; Actinopteri; Salmoniformes; Salmonidae
Product: kinetochore protein Spc24
Exons: 6
Coding region: 466-1068 (200 amino acids)
Source: RefSeq, a predicted model, not a curated record
AUGAGGGGGUACUCCGGGCAGAGCAAAAUUCAGUUGUUGGUACAGUAACCGAAAAAGUUUGGGAACCACUGCAGUGUACGUGGUUCGUGUAAUGAAAAUGAAACUCCGUGGGUCCAUCAGGUUCCAUGGUUUAAAAUAAAUAUUCCACUCAUGACAUUGGCGCCCCCAUGUGGAUAUAGCCAAUCAGAACGCUGGAUAUUUGUGGCGUUUUCUAUUAAGUUGAUAUUUUCAAUUGUAGGCGUCUACUUAAUAUAUGUUAUAUUGUUUAUGUGAAUAAAUACUUUACAUUUCUCCUGUAAUUAAGGUUUUUGUUUGGAAACAAAAAUUCCAUCAGGCACAUUCUCUGGCACCUCAUGAAAGCGCGCGCGUUCGCUGUACAACUUUGAAUUACGAAAACGAGUGAAGUGAACCAAAACUCGCAGUUGAACUGUUUACAUUCGGCAAAGCACGAAAACACGUGUCACCAUGUCUCAGAGCAACGGGUUUCAGGACUUUAUGGACACGGGAGAGGCGAUGGUCCAAAUACUGAAAAGCAGCAAAGCUGACGAUAAAUUGAGAAUAGUGAGAGAAAAACAGCAGUGUUUCUUUGAGCAACACUGGGACACGAAGAAAACCAUCACACAGAUGUUAAACGAUGUAGUUCAGUGUGAGGACAAGGCAAGCCAGAAGCUGCUGGACAUGGAGGAGCAGAAGAGCCAGGCAGAGCGGGAGCUGGACAGCCUGGAGCAGGAGCUGCAGCAGUGUACAGCAAAAAGCCAGGACAUGGACUCAGAACUACAGUUCCUGCAGAGGGAGCUGGAGAAUCUGCGUGACUCAGAGCAGGAGCUGCAGACCCUGCAGCAGGAGGUUGAUGAUGACACCACUGAGGUCAUCCCAUCAGCCAUAUACGUGGCCCAGUUGUACCACAAGGUGACCAAGAUCAAGUGGGAGUAUGACACGGAGCCACACAUUCUGAGAGGAGUGCACUAUGGCGCUGACCUGGCCACACCCAUCAACAUAGACACCUCUGUGCGGUCUCGGUGUUCAGUCAGUGAUGAGCUGUGGAACUUUGUCAGCACUGAAUGGUAGAAGAGAUCAAAGGAAAGUUGCCACAACUGUCCAGUAGUUGUUUGUCCUGUAGUUGGAUUGUCUGUUGUAUUUAUGUGUUGUAAUACAUUUGUUUUAUACUAAGAUUGUAUUCCUAUUGUUGGUAUUGACUUGCAUGACAUUUUGUUAUAAUUAAUAAAGCAGUUUUCCUAAACAUCACAUUCCCUAGAAUACUUAUUUGGGUAGUAACCUAUAACCCUUGCUUUUAUUUUUUUAAUCUACUUUCACCAUAGACAUUAUUAUUUUUAUUAAGACUAUAUGUUCUGCCAAUAGGUGUCAUUGCAAGCCCACUGCUUUUUGAUACAGUACUGAAAUUACUGUACUGAAAAGUUGGGUGCUGCUCACCUUUUUAAUGCAAUAAAUGUCCAAUGUGAAGGUGUGCUUAUGUAACAGACAGUUUUCUGGACUGCAUUGCAGCAAUAAAACAAACAUUAACUUUU